Messenger RNA from Puma concolor (puma), 1473 nucleotides. It is a transcript of the gene GABRR2, whose product is annotated as gamma-aminobutyric acid type A receptor subunit rho2. Gene Ontology annotation, biological process: monoatomic ion transmembrane transport. The record is from RefSeq and is a predicted model, not a curated record. NCBI's taxonomy places the organism in Eukaryota, Metazoa, Chordata, Mammalia, Carnivora, Felidae. Gene Ontology annotation, molecular function: GABA-A receptor activity; extracellular ligand-gated monoatomic ion channel activity. Gene Ontology annotation, cellular component: membrane.
AUGGUUCAGCCCAGGGGGGUCUGCCCCGCUGCAGGUUACUGGCGAGCAGCUUCUGGUAUCAUAGACAGUCACAGAAUGCCUUAUUUCACAAGACUCAUUUUGUUCUUGUUUUGCCUGGCGGCUCUUGUGGAGAGCAGAAAGCCCAAGAGGAGGAGAUGGACAGGGCAGCUGGAACUGCCCAAGCCAAGUCACCUAUAUAAGAAGAACCUCGACGUGACCAAAAUCCACAAGGGAAAACCUCAGCCACUUCUUAGAGUGGAGGACCAUGAUUUCUCCAUGAGACCCGCCUUUGGAGGCCCUGCUAUCCCGGUGGGUGUGGACGUGCAGGUGGAGAGCCUGGAUAGCAUCUCGGAAGUGGACAUGGACUUCACCAUGACCCUGUACCUGCGGCAUUACUGGAAGGAUGAGAGGCUGGCUUUUCCCAGCACCAACAACAAGAGCAUGACCUUUGAUGGCCGGCUGGUAAAGAAGAUCUGGGUCCCCGAUGUCUUCUUUGUUCAUUCCAAAAGGUCAUUCACCCAUGACACCACCACUGACAACAUCAUGCUGAGAGUGUUUCCAGAUGGGCACGUGCUGUACAGCAUGAGGAUUACAGUCACUGCCAUGUGCAACAUGGACUUCAGCCACUUUCCCCUGGACUCCCAGACCUGUUCUUUGGAGCUGGAAAGCUAUGCAUAUACAGAUGAAGAUCUGAUGCUGUAUUGGAAGAAUGGGGAUGAAUCCCUGAAAACAGAUGAGAAGAUCUCCCUGUCUCAGUUUCUGAUUCAGAAAUUUCACACCACUUCCAGACUGGCCUUCUACAGCAGCACUGGCUGGUACAACCGUCUAUACAUUAACUUCACGUUGCGACGCCACAUCUUCUUCUUCUUGCUCCAAACCUAUUUCCCUGCCACCCUGAUGGUCAUGCUGUCCUGGGUGUCCUUUUGGAUCGACCGCAGAGCUGUGCCCGCCAGAGUUUCACUGGGUAUCACCACCGUGCUGACCAUGUCCACCAUCAUCACGGGCGUGAACGCCUCUAUGCCCCGCGUGUCCUACAUCAAGGCGGUGGACAUCUACCUCUGGGUCAGCUUUGUGUUCGUGUUCCUCUCGGUGCUGGAGUAUGCAGCUGUCAACUACCUGACCACGGUGCAGGAGCGGAAGGAGCGGAAGCUCCGGGAAAAGUUCCCCUGCACGUGUGGAAUGCUUCCUUCAAGAACCAUGAUGCUGGAUGGAAGCUACACUGAGUCUGAGGCCAACAGCCUGGCUGGGUACCCACGAAGCCAUAUUCUGACAGAAGAAGAAAGACAAGACAAAAUAGUGGUCCAUCUGGCUGUGAGCAAUGAAUCCAACUCCUCUAGGAAGAAGGGGCUUCUGAAGGGCCAGAUGGGUCUUCGCAUCUUCCAGAACACCCAUGCCAUUGACAAGUACUCCAGGUUGAUAUUUCCUGCCUCCUACAUAUUUUUCAACUUAAUUUAUUGGUCAGUGUUUUCCUAG